AUGGGCGACUCCAACUCAGGACACCCUCCGCCCGCAGCUCCCGAUGCUGCCCACAAGGCGACUGCCUCGUCGCCUCCAUCGGCAUCUCGCUACCUCCCCACGUCCGGCUCUAUCCUCCGUCUCCUCACACAUACCCAGAACGCCUCGGCACUGUCGUUUGGCGUCUUUAUGACGCUGCACCUUGCCGCGCCACUUGCGGCUGCUGUGGGCGGUUUGAAUGCCGCUGACGGUGUCAUGGUACUUGGCCGAGAAAUCUACCUUCCCCUGGAACCAGUGCUGGUGUACGCGCCGCUGUUCGUCCACCUCGUGUCCUCGGCCACCCGCCGCGCCGUCAUCACCUACAAGACGGGCAAGGUGAACCUGUCCACCCACGCCAUGACGGGCUACAUUCUCGCGCCCCUCGUCGUCCCGCACUUGCUCCUCCACCGCCUGAUUCCGGCGUCGCCCUCGCCGCCCAUCUCGGGCCUGUCGCCGUCCGAAUUUGGCUUUGAGUUUGUCGGCUAUGCGGCCGCGUCGAGGGUGUGGAUGAACAUUGGCUACCUGGCGCUCACGGGCUUUGGGCUGUACCACGCGUUUGUCGGCGGGAUGAAGGUGCUCGGCUGGGCGAGGCGGGUGCUGGGCAGGUCCAAAGCCCAGGCGCCAGCGGCCGUCAAGGGCGACGUGAGCGCCGCGCCGAGGAAGAUUGGCAAGGCGCGGAGGAUUGGCCUAAAGGGUAUUGUCGCCACGCUGGUUGGUGUGGUCGGUAUUGGACUGCUCAGGCUCGCGAGGGAUGCCAAGGGCAUGGGCUCGUUCACUGCUUCCAGGUAUGAGGCAGUGUUCGCCGCUGCGCCAUGGACCGCUCUCGGUCUCCGGUAG
Apiotrichum porosum is the source of this 855-nucleotide messenger RNA. RefSeq lists its product as uncharacterized. Gene Ontology annotation, cellular component: membrane. The transcript is spliced from 2 exons. Lineage: Eukaryota; Fungi; Basidiomycota; Tremellomycetes; Trichosporonales; Trichosporonaceae. The record is from RefSeq and is a predicted model, not a curated record. Bases 1 to 855 code for a protein of 284 amino acids. Gene Ontology annotation, biological process: lipid homeostasis.